This is a messenger RNA of Chaetomium strumarium, 1857 nucleotides long. RefSeq names its product aminotransferase. The record is from RefSeq and is a predicted model, not a curated record. Gene Ontology annotation, molecular function: branched-chain-amino-acid:2-oxoglutarate transaminase activity. The transcript has 2 exons. NCBI's taxonomy places the organism in Eukaryota, Fungi, Ascomycota, Sordariomycetes, Sordariales, Chaetomiaceae. Gene Ontology annotation, biological process: branched-chain amino acid metabolic process. Bases 394 to 1581 code for a protein of 395 amino acids.
UACCCCGCCAUCACAGGCCCAAUGAGAUCUGUCUCGCACUGCAGAAACAGAAGGAUUGCCAAGCGAGGCUAAAAACAGCUACGUCCAGCUUACCAGCUACAGCUCUUCGAGUUUGGGAGCUGAUCCGAAUCGGAGCAAGACCAUUCCGUUGCGUGUCUUGACGAGAGAAAUCCCCGUCGGCGGUCGCUCAGCACCCUCUAACGGUCACACCAUAAUAUCUGCUCACUGACUCACCGAGUGUUCGAGGACGUGGUCUUUUUCCGGUGGAAAGGUCAUUGUGUCUUCCUUCGGGUUCGACUACAGCCCAGCCAGUUCCCGCGAGCGCGUAGCCUACUAUAGAUCACCACCUACUUCGAACCCCGACGUCAACCCGGCACAUCCGACACACACACCAUGGCGUCCUCCUUCCCUCCCCCGCCGGUCAACACGAUCGACUGGUCCAACGUCGGCUUCCGCGUGCGCGAGGUCAACGGCCACAUUGAAUCGCACUACUCGGUCCAGACGGGCCAAUGGUCGCCCCUCGAGUUCGUCACCGACCCGUACAUCCGCAUCCACGGCAUGGCGCCCGCCCUCAACUACGGCCAGCAGGCCUACGAGGGGCUCAAGGCCUUCCGCCUGCCGGGCGACUCGGCCAUCGCCGUGUUCCGGCCCGACCGCAACGCCGCCCGCCUGCAGCACUCGGCCGCCUUCAUCUCGGUGCCGCCCGUCCCCGCGGACAUGUUCCUGGCCGCCGUGAAGGCCGCCGUCGCGCUCAACGCCGAGUACGUCCCGCCGCACGAGACCGGCGCGGCCAUGUACAUCCGCCCGCAGGUCUACGGCUCGUCGGCCCAGCUCGGGCUCAGCCCGCCCGAGGAGUACACGUUCUGCGUCUAUGUCCUCCCCACGGGCGUCUACCACGGCACGCACCCCGUGAAGGCGCUGGUGCUGGACGAGUUUGACCGCGCGGCGCCCAACGGCACCGGCAGCGCGAAGGUCGGUGGGAAUUAUGCCCCCGUGCUGAGGUGGAGUGAGAGGGCGAGGCAGGAAGGGUACGGCAUCACGCUGCAUCUGGAUAGCAAGGCCCAUGAGGAGGUGGAUGAGUUUAGUACGAGUGGGUUCAUUGGGGCCGUGGUGGAGGGGGAGGAGGUCACGCUCGUCGUGCCGGACAGUAGGGCGGUUAUUGAGAGCGUCACGAGUGACAGUGUGCAGCAGAUCGGGAGGAGCUUUGGGUGGAAGGUUGAGAAGCGGUCGAUCAAAUACUCGGAGCUGCCCAACUUCACAGAAGUCAUGGCGGCGGGUACCGCGGCCGCUCUCGUGCCGAUCCGGUCCAUCACGCGGCGCACCGCCCCCUCGCUUCCGAAGCAUCCCCGCGUGUCGGUCAGGGACGGCGAGGAGACGGUGACCUACAUCCCCGAGGGCAACGAGGAACCGGGGCCGAUCUUCAGCAAGCUGAUCUCCCAGCUCAAGGGCAUCCAGCUCGGCAAGGUGAAGGACGAGUUCGGCUGGCGCUUCGAGGUCAGUGAGGAGGACGGCUCGCGGGUCAUUGGGACCGGGGCGUCGCCGAGCAAUGGCAACGGGCAGACGGUGGACCAGCUGGAUUGAGGGAGGCAGUCCUGUUUGUAGGGUGAUGAUCUUUUCGGACCUAUAUCAAUCAUCGGACAGGAAACGGAGGCCUGGGCUCGGGGAACGGUUGGCUUCAAUCAAAAGCUUGUUGUUAUUUCCGCAUACCGUCUUCAUACCCGUGGUAGCGGACAUUUGCAUAUAAAUCUUCCUUAUCCGCUUAAAAGGGCCUAAAACUAGUCGCUCUAAGGACAAGAAACCGCCCGCUGUAAACAAUAACGAAGAUAAGAUGAUGUCGCUAUUAUAGGGAGGCCGUAA